This is a messenger RNA of Etheostoma cragini (Arkansas darter), 908 nucleotides long. RefSeq names its product V-set and transmembrane domain-containing protein 2B-like. Bases 546 to 893 code for a protein of 115 amino acids. The record is from RefSeq and is a predicted model, not a curated record. NCBI's taxonomy places the organism in Eukaryota, Metazoa, Chordata, Actinopteri, Perciformes, Percidae. The transcript has 3 exons.
AGAUACUGAUCGCGCCUACUCGCGAUGCGCUCGCGCUCACAUCAACCGGGAAGCCUCCGGGUCUGACAGCUGGCGGACGGACGGGGGAACCACUAACACUGAUGGUAGGACGAGCGGCUCUUCCCAGAAAUCAUCCCAGCGUCAGGAAGUGUCCUCCGUGUCUCCUCUGCGGCUUUUGCUUACACACACACACACACGCACACACACAUAGAGAAUGGUUAUGUGAUUGGUUGGAGCGGAUCCCGGGGGUCUGAUGAUGAUGAUGAUGAUGAUGAUGAGAAUUAAGAGCAGGUUUCUGCCGCUGACCGGGAAGUUCCAGCUGACGCUUGGUGCGGAAUAAAGGAGACCCGUUUUCAUUGAAGGAUUAAAUCACUUCUUUGAUUGUAGAAUUCCUUCUUUCUUUCUGUUCUUGCCUGAAAUGGGGCUGUCAUCCUGCGGGCGGUAGCCUACAUGUUGCCGGACUGACGGCGAGGGAUCUUAUAUGGCCAUAUCUGGACUGUUGAGAGUUAACAGGACGCAAUACAUCCAGGUCAAAUGAGCAUCUAAUGUGUGCUGAGUGUGACAUGGGGAAUUCGGGACUAUUCAACCUACUGUAUUUCUUAAUUCUCAACUGGCCCUUUAUAUUUUGUGCAAAUGCUGCAUUUACCGAGGUCCCUAAGGAUGUGAGUGUGGGCGAAGGCGAGGAUGUUGAGAUGCCCUGCGCCUUCAGGGCGCUCAGCUCAACGCCAAUGUCUCUGGAGAUCCAGUGGUGGUACCUGAAGCCCACUGGGCCCAAAGAUCUGCCUCAAGAGCUGCAGAUCAGCUCGCCGGCCAACACAGCACAGGUAAUUCCAAGGGAAGCCACCAAAAUAAGUGUAAGUUUCUUUAGUACUUCACAGAGGACGAUCAUUUAACAAAUGUUGUGCAUA